UAAGAUAAGAUUUUUAAUCAAUUGUAAGGUGUGCUUUCAGCUUUAUCAUUAUAAAUCGCCUUUGCAUGACAACCUUCUUCAGGGUGCAGUGUUACUCAGUUUUAUAUUUGUUUAAAGGGUAACAUUAGCUAAAGUUAUCUGUAUUUUUGCGAAAAAAAAUAAAUCGUUUAAAAGCUACAUAGAAAUAAAUAAAAUGUAUGAGAAAAUAGGACUGUGUGUCUCUGGAUUAGCUUUAAUCUUGAAUGUAGUGGGUGUUGCCAUCCCGUACUGGUUCUAUUCCGGCAGUAUACAGGGUGUACCAGGGACAAGUAUCAACUUUGGACUGUGGAAAAGCUGUGCGACCAUGCCUGAGAUCAUCCAUGGCCCCGUGAUUUCGAUGUGCAAGUCAUUUGAUGAUAUAGAAGAGUUUUCAUUGCCAUCUGAAUUCAAAGCGACACGAGCUCUUGAGAUUUUGGCCAUCCUUGUAACAGUAGCGGCUGCAGUUGUCGUCUGCUUGAAGAUGUUUGUUAAGAAGGACGACAACCGUCUGCUAUAUGCUGCUUCACCCGUUCCCUUUAUUGCAGGUUUGCUUAUGAUAAUCGGCGCAGUCGUCUUCGUGGCUGAUAACAAAGUGAAAAAAUUAAUCGAUUCAGAAAGCAACAUAGAUGUGAAACCCCAUGCAGCAUUUGGCCUCUGCAUUGUAUCAGGGAUCCUAAGUUUUGCUGCUGCAGUGCUAUACUUUCUCGCCGCCAGGACGAUUCCAGGUCUCCGGUAAAGCUGGGACUUACUUAUCCGGAGGUGUAAAUCUAAAACUCACAGUUAGAACAAGGAAUGACAUUGAUUUAUUUUAUCAGUAGGAUACGAAUAUAAGAAGCGACAGGCUCAGUCUCACCCUUUAAGACAUGUUGUUUUCAGUUUUAAUCAUGAAGAUAUGACUUGACUUCAGAUGCGAAAUUGCUCCUGUAGUGUUGAUACUGGUCGUUAUGAGGGUAUAAGUGAAGAUCUCAGAAAAUGUCUUUUUGUACUGCUCUGGAAAAUGAACAUCUUGUAGUUACAGUGCAAACAUUUAUAACGACAUAAAAGCUCUUUUUCAGAACCUGUUUCAUAACUAAAUAUAGUUUUCACAUAUUGUUUUGUGCCCCCUCCCCCCCCCCUCCCCCACCCACCCAAAAAAAAAAAAGUUUUUAUUCUGUUUGGGUUGGGGCACUUAGAGUUGCUCUUGUCCGUCCGUACAUCCGUCCAUCCGAAUUUUUGUCGUGCAUAUCUCGAAAGUAUUUGACCCAGAGUCAUUUAACCUCACAUGAUUGUUAUUUAGCACGGGAAGUAUCUGUACAUCUGACGUUUUAAUUGGGUUCUGUUACAGCCAGACCACAGUUAUGGCCAUUGACUUUGUCAGAAAUAGAUAUAAAAAGGACCUAAGUUUGUAUCUCAUGUAUCUUAAAAAUUAAUAAAGCCAGGAUAAUGAAACAUUACAGGAAUAUUAUUUAUCAUGUGAAAUUGUGCACAUUGGGGUUUGUUAGAGAUAUCACUCAGACAGAACAGAGUUGUAGCCCUUGACUUAGUCAAAAUAUGAGCCAUGCCAUGAGAAAACCAACAUAGUGGCUUUGCGACCCGCAUGGAUCCAGACCAGCCUGCGCAUCCGCGCAGUCUGGUCAGGAUCCAUGCUGUUCGCUUUUAAAGCCUACUGCAAUUAGAGAAACCGUUAGCGAACAGCAUGGAUCCUGACCAGACUGCGCGGAUGCGCAGGCUGGUCUGGAUCCAUGCUGGUCGCAAAGCCACUAUGUUGGUUUUCCCGUGGCACGGCUCAUAUGUAUAAAAAGGCAUAAAAUUUUGUGUCACAUAUAUCUCAUGAAACAUCAUAGGAAUAUUAUUCAGCAAAUAAAAUUGUGUACUUAGAAAUUUGGCUCGGAUGUCUGUCAGUCAGAUCAGAGUUAUGGCCCUCGAUUGUCAAAAAUAUGCAAAAAUGGCAUAUAAGUUUUUGUCGCAUGUAUCUUAAAAAGUAUAUUUGACUUAGAGUAAUAACAAAUGAGGGAAUUGUUAUAUGGCGUGUGAAGUUGCGCACUUGGUGUUCUGUUAAGGAUUUCACUAAACCGACCAGAAUUAUUAUAUAGUCCUUUACUUAGUUAAAAAUACACAUAAAGUGCCAAAAUAUUUGUGUGGCUUAUCGUAAAACUAUUUCACAUACAGACCUGAGACCAUGUAGAAAUAUCAUCAAGCAUGUGAACUUAUUUUGAAUUUAACUUUGCUAGACCAGAAUCAUGGCCCUUGACUUAGUCAAAAAUAAAAGUUUGUUUCUCAUUUGUUGUCCUAGAGUCAUAUAAUAUUAGAGGAUUACUAUAGAACAUGUACAGUUGUGUACACGUGGUGUUCUCUUUGUGAUUUUAAUCAGUUGGCCCGGAGUUAUGGUCCUUCACUUAGUGAAAAAAUACACAUAAAGUGCUUAAAGCUUGUGUUGCAUAUACUUAAACAAUACUUCACCUAGAGUCAUAAACCAUGUACAGUGACAGGAGUUGGGGGCACCUGUGUUCUAUAGACGCACAUUUUAAUAAAUCUUUUUUGCCAAAGUUUUCCUUUCCGAAGAAUAUGCAUCAAGUUGAUAAUCGAUAGCGGUAAGACUUGCUAUACAGAAAUAAGAAAAACAAGUGCACAUUUUACGUAAUAAUAAUAGAAAAUAUUAAGAAUUAGAGUCCUCGGGUGCAAAAGGUUUAUCCAUGUCCAUUAUUUUAUUCAUUCCAAGCUCUGGUCUGAUCAGAGAGUACAUAAUUUUCAUACUACCUUUUUAACUAGUGUGCAUUAGUACCCAUUUCCAGUUUCAUUCGUACAUUUAAAAUUUUCAAGUAAAGACAGUUUUAAUUAACAGAUCAGCAAAUGUAUCUGUUAGAUAGUUAAUGUGUUAGAAUUCAUUCAUGGUUCAUUACUAUAGUCUCUUUAUAACUCCUGCUUAGGACUGACAAUACUUACCUUGAAUUGUUAUAUUUGUAUAUUUACUUUGUAUGACUUUGUACAUCAGUGUGACAAAUAAAGAUUAAUACGC
Messenger RNA from Mercenaria mercenaria, 3013 nucleotides. RefSeq lists its product as uncharacterized. Gene Ontology annotation, cellular component: membrane. The coding region runs from base 194 to 754 and encodes 186 amino acids. The transcript has 3 exons. The record is from RefSeq and is a predicted model, not a curated record. NCBI's taxonomy places the organism in Eukaryota, Metazoa, Mollusca, Bivalvia, Venerida, Veneridae.